Doryrhamphus excisus (bluestripe pipefish) is the source of this 2633-nucleotide messenger RNA. RefSeq names its product fibrinogen-like 2a (gene fgl2a). NCBI's taxonomy places the organism in Eukaryota, Metazoa, Chordata, Actinopteri, Syngnathiformes, Syngnathidae. The record is from RefSeq and is a predicted model, not a curated record.
GAGGCAGCACCAGUUCCCCUGCACUCUCUCAACCUGCAGGUUGCACUCCCUCACACACACACACACAUAUACACACACACUGACUGGAUCACACACACUUUUUUUGUGUCGGAGCAGUUUUUGGACAAAAAUGAGGACCAUUCUGGUAUGUGCCACGCUCGUACUCGCAGCCACCUGCCUUGCAGCGGACUUCCCGGGCAAUUCAUACCAAAGAUGGGACGCAAGAGGACCCCACACUUUGGGAGCGGACCCAGGCACCCCAGCCUCCUGUGCCAUAAAACUGAGACCGUCAGGCCAAUGUGGGGGAUCCGGGACCGCAUCGGAGGAAGGGAAUGAGGAGUGCCCCUAUCAGGUGACCCUGCCCCCUCUCACUAUUCAGCUGCCCAAGCAGUUUAAGCUGCUGGAGAAGACGAUGAAGGAGCUGCAGAGCCUGAAGGAGGUGGUGAACAAAUUGAAGAGCAGCUGCCAGGAUUGCCGCGGGACGCGGGGAAGCGGAGUCUACGGACAUCAGCAAGCGGACCAGGGACAAAAAGCGAGUGAUGUGGCAGGGCUGGAAGCGCAAAGCGGGUCCAGCCAAGAGGAGAGGGACAAUGUGAUGGUUUCUGGAGCUUCUGUUGAAGAACAUGGACCUAAUUUUGGGAAAAUGACACCUGGUCCAAGCAGCAUGCAGGAGAUGCAGGUGAAGAUGAACAGGAUGUCGGUGAGCCUGCGCAAUGCCAGGAACCAGAUCACGUCCCUGCAAGGUCGCAUGGAGGCACUCAACCUCCUCAACAUGGACAACGUGCAAGCCAUGGUGGACAGACGUGUGGAGAACAUCAGCGGAGUGGUCAACAAGCUGAGCUCCACCUGCACCACACAAUGUGCAAUGCAGAAUACGCCACAGUUCAUCUUAGCCCCCAGAGACUGUUCUGACUACAAUGUGCUGGAGACCCGGAAGAAUGGGGUGUACCGUGUGACUCCCGAUCCACGUAACGGGACCUUUGAUGUCUUUUGCGACAUGGAGUCCUUCGGAGGCGGCUGGACGGUGAUACAGCAGCGGCUUGACGGCUCCGUCAGCUUCAACCGUACCUGGACUGAAUAUAAGAAGGGCUUCGGAAACCUCAGAGGUGAGUUCUGGCUGGGCAAUGACCACAUCCAUCUGCUGACAAAAGCCAAAGACAUGACGCUGCGGAUCGAGCUGGAGGACUUUGAGGGUGUGCGGGAGUAUGCCAAAUAUGACCAGUUCUACGUGGCCAAUGAGUUCCUGCGAUUCAGGCUGUCCAUCAGCGGAUACAGUGGGACAGCCGGGAACGCCAUCAGCUUCAACAAGCACUUCAACCACGAUCAAAAGUUCUUCUCCACCCCCGACCGCGACAACGACAUGUACCCCUCGGGAAACUGCGGCACCUACUACAGUUCCGGCUGGUGGUUCGACGCCUGCAUGUCAGCCAACCUCAACGGCAAGUACUACCACAAGAGAUACAAGGGUGUCCGGAAUGGGAUCUUCUGGGGGACAUGGCCUAACAUGUCCACGGAGUACUACCCGACCAACUACAGGCAGGCCUUCAAGACAGUCAAGAUGAUGAUAAGGCCCAAGAAUUAUGCUCCUUAAGGCGAUGGGGGAAAAAAAAUGGAUGGACAUAAGCAUAGAACCAGAAACAUGCACAUACUUACCGACAAACCGUACACAAGCCUGAAUGCAGUCCAAACAAAACCUAAAGCCCUGUGGCGAGCAUAGCCUUCACAAUGUUGAAUUAAAACCACCAUAAAGAACAAUGGACUGGAUAACACAAGCCGUGUAAAAGCUAGCCUCCUCGCGGGGCCAUUAUAUCCAACGGGGUGUCACUAUGGAGGAUUUUUCCACUGGUUCUCUGUCAAUAUCCUUCUUCCAGCUUAGACUCAGCUCAGCGCACAGAAGUAGUUAAACUAAUGAGCUAUCAUUUAGCCCCACUCAUAAUUAACAACAGCUAUUCAAGUGGAGCUCCCUUUUUGAGUGGCAGCAAUACCACACAUUUUGAGCCACAGUGCACAAGUAAUAGCUUCUUUGUUGUUGCUGUUUUUAAUUCAAUUCAACUCAUCACCCUAUACAAUAUGAACAAUUCCUGCAUAAAUAGGCUACACGUUGUGCAUUAUUGAUGAUUUCCGAGACAGGAAAAAAAAAGACUGUUCGUUGUUUUGUUUUUCUAUUGGAGUAAUGAUCUACUGUACUACUUGUACAAUACCGCCUCCCAGUGUCAGACAACUGUAUUGCAUCAUUGCGCUCCUUCUUCCACACACUGUGAAUGGGCAGAAUGCAGGAGAGAUUAAUUUUUUGCUUCCAUUUUAAGGACGUGUACAGUAUUUAUUCUCAUUUUGUGAGGUUUGAUAGAAUUUCCAUGUGCAGGAGUCAUACAAAACAAGGUCUAAUAGUAAUAAAUAUUGAUAAUGAUGUUAAUAUUUGGGCAAUGAAAAACAUUGUGCAUCAUUGUGGCCAUUCGUAGAAGUAAUGAUGAGCGUGUGGGGCUUUGUUGUGUGUAUGUACAAUAUCUUUUCUAUCAUUCAUACUCAUUGUCAACCCAAAGGAUAUGCACUUUUUAUAUUUAAAAAAAUAAAGUUCAAUUUAAAUGGCUGUGUGUGCUGGCUUUUUUAAAAGCUAAUUUUUAAAGAGAUACACU